Molecule: messenger RNA, 2531 nt
Organism: Orbicella faveolata
Lineage: Eukaryota; Metazoa; Cnidaria; Anthozoa; Scleractinia; Merulinidae
Cellular component (GO): cytoplasm
Molecular function (GO): protein binding
Source: RefSeq, a predicted model, not a curated record
UGUGAAAGUCUCGUCGCAUGUGAUUAAAAAACUGUACAAUGUAGAAUGUAGAGAGUGUUGAUUAAGUACUAAAUACGUUUUGCUUUAAUUGAGUCAGAUUGAGUGUUCAUUUUAGGGUUUUAUCUUGGAUGAAGAGCAUUUCGUAGAUUUAGCCUGCGUAGCUUGGCGAUUUUAAGCAAAGCCUUAAUGAGCGGCGAAGCCGCGAGGAGCCUGGGAGAUAGACAACUACUCAGACGCGUGUCCACAAUCAGAAGAUUUCCCCUCUCACCCCUGCUCGGGAAUUUUAAAUCUCUGUCUGUACUGUUAAUGUUACUACAAAUAGACGCCCUUUGAGAGUCUGGGUAGCACAGACGACGCCCGUCUCGUUUCGAUUUGUUGCUGGUUGCUAAGCAUGGAAGAUCAUGGAAUGUGUAAAAGACUAUCUACUUUCAAAGUAUUUCAGUCCUUUUGGCUACAUCGUAGCUCUGUCCUAUCUUCCAGCUUUAGUGAUAUUUGCUGGAUACACGGGACAUCUGAGAACCAGCGAACGUCGAACAUUUCGCUGUCCUUCUUCUCCCGAAUCUCGUGACGACUGUUUGAGGAAAUAUGACGAGCAGUAUAACUCUCCUUUUCCACUCUAUGGAUUUGUCCUUUUAUGUUUCGUUCCUCUUUUGGCUGUGUGCAUCGCUUACUCCUGGUGCUUUGUUAAAUCGCGAGUUGAUGAGCUAGAAACCGCACUGAAAGCAAAUCCAGAAAACCCUCGCCCUCGACCAACAGUGACAACUCGUCGAGUGUUUUAUUCCUACUGUCUUCAUCUGCUUGUCCGAUGCAUGUUAGGGAUCUUGUUUACAGUGUUGCAGAACUGCGCGCUUUAUUCAAAGGGCUUUCCUACAGAGUUUAUCUGCGUUUCACCGACCGUAAAGCCUACAGUCAAUUCCACAGUACUGAAUACGACUAAACAUGAUGCCACAGCCACGAUAAACUGUGACAAUUCUGUUGGAUCUGACAACGCUACCUGUGCGAUGGGAAUUUGCGCAGUUAACAUUCUGUUCGCUAUUCUGGUGUUUGUAGAGUUGUGUUAUCUUUCGGUGCGAGCACUACAAAGUGAAGAAUUCACAUUCGACUCCAAAUUUUGUCAAAAGUACCUUUUCAACCAGAGCGGAACUGCAGUCACUCUGCGUGAGACGAUAUUGCGCAUGAAGAGACAAGUGCGUGAAGAGACAGAAUUUUUGGAACCUUUGAUUCCUCAUCCCGAAAACGAAAACAAAAGUCUGUUGGAUGACAUUUUCGUCGAUCUUGUUAUUUACACGGGAAGAGCGAUACACGAAUUUACUGACUUGUCGAAAAGACACGAAAUAUUUGAGAUCUAUUUGAAGCCCCAACGUGGAUCCAUUCCUAUAGGGAAACUUGGCGAGUUAUUUCAUCCUAACGAAGAUACCAAAUGGCAAGAUCCUCGCAAAAUUCUGAUAAUCGGUCGCCCAGGCAUCGGAAAAUCGUUGCUAUGUAAAAAAUUGUCGCGUGACUGGAGCAAGGGUGACCUCUUGCGUGACGGUAACCAAAGCUUCAAACAUUUGUUCAUGUGCCAAUUUAGAUGGUUCAAUUCUGAGACAUCCACGAAUAUUUCUCUCAAACAUCUAUUGAGUCGUGUAGUUUCAGAAGGGAGUAUUGACAAUGACGUUUUGCAGGACUUGUUGGAUCACCCUGAGAAAGUUCUACUUAUCUUUGAUGGCCUAGAUGAAUUUAAGCACCAUGAGAACUGUUUGGAUGACGAGAGAGCACAAGGUGGAAAUAGUCCAACAGAGGAGAUGCCAUUCUCUGCCCUGUAUAUGAAACUAAUGAAAGGAAAACAGCUUCCUGGAGCCACAGUUCUGACAACUUGUAGGCCAAAUGUGGUACAGAGUCUUGCAGGGCUGCAAUUUGACCGAAGAGUGGAGAUAAUGGGAUUUACACCAGAGAAGGUUCAGGAAUAUGUAUACAAUUUUUUUGCUCGUGACAUUAAGACAAGGAAUAGAGUAUGGGGGCAUAUCAGUAGCAAUACAGAGUUGUUGUCCUUGUGUUACAUUCCUGUGAACAGUUUCAUUGUCUGUUCCAUUUUGAAAGAGUUGAUCAAACUGCAAGACACUGAUUCGGGAAGUGCAUUGCCCACAACUUCAACAGAGAUUUACAAUGGAGCAUUGAGGUUAUUUAUUUUCAAGUGCCACCCAGAAUUCAAGGGCAAACAGCUAACAGAGGAUUAUCUUGCAGGAAAUGUUGGCUUCUCAGAUUCUGUUGAAAAAACAUUAAGUCAAGUAGAAUCACUGGCAAAAACAGGGAUAGAAGAAAGGCGACUGGUGUUUGAUUCAACAGAAGUCAAGGGAAUUGAAGGCUGUGGCUUGUUCAACCGCAUGCCAAACCGUCAGAUCACACCUUUUAAACUUGAGCCUCAGUUCUGUUUCAUCCAUUUGACACUGCAGGAGCUGCUUGCAGCCAGAAAAGUUGCAAAGAUGAAGCCCAGUGAUCUCAGUGAUUUUAUCACUUCAANUUGUCAUUUAUACUGGAAGGGCGGAACAUGA